AGGUUCCGGCGUUCGCGAUCAGUCGCGCGGGAAGCAGCGUGAAGAGCGGGUGUUUUGAGGGGACCCUGCGGCGAUGGCGUCUGGCAGCAGUUCCGAUGCGGCGGAGCCCGCAGGGCCGGCAGGGCGGGCGGCGUCGGCGCCCGAAGCAGCACAGGCGGAGGAGGACCGGGUGAAGAGGCGGCGGCUUCAGUGCCUGGGCUUUGCGUUGGUGGGGGGAUGCGACCCCACGAUGGUCCCCAGCGUCCUGCGGGAGAACGACUGGCAGACGCAGAAAGCCCUGAGCGCCUACUUCGAGCUGCCAGAGAACGACCAAGGGUGGCCGCGCCAGCCUCCCACGUCCUUCAAGUCCGAGGCCUAUGUUGAUCUAACCAACGAGGAUGCAAAUGAUACAACCAUUUUAGAAGCCAGUCCAUCUGGAACUCCUCUAGAAGAUAGCAGCACUAUUUCUUUCAUUACCUGGAAUAUUGAUGGAUUAGAUGGAUGCAAUCUGCCCGAGAGGGCUCGAGGGGUGUGUUCCUGCCUAGCUUUGUAUAGUCCAGAUGUGGUAUUUCUACAGGAAGUUAUCCCCCCAUACUGUGCCUACCUAAAGAAGAGAGCAGCCAGUUACACAAUUAUUACAGGUAAUGAAGAAGGAUAUUUCACAGCUAUACUAUUGAAGAAAGGAAGAGUGAAAUUUAAAAGUCAGGAGAUUAUUCCUUUUCCAAAUACCAAAAUGAUGAGAAACCUGCUAUGCGUAAAUGUGAGUUUGGGUGGAAAUGAAUUUUGCCUUAUGACAUCCCAUUUGGAGAGCACCAGAGAACAUUCUGCGGAACGAAUAAGACAAUUAAAAACUGUUCUUGGAAAAAUGCAAGAGGCUCCAGAUUCAACCACGGUUAUAUUUGCAGGAGAUACAAAUUUAAGAGAUCAAGAAGUUAUCAAAUGUGGUGGUUUACCUGACAACGUUUUUGAUGCCUGGGAAUUUUUAGGCAAACCUAAACAUUGCCAGUAUACAUGGGAUACGAAAGCAAAUAACAACCUCAGGAUCCCUGCUGCUUAUAAGCAUCGUUUUGAUCGAAUAUUUUUCAGAGCAGAAGAGGGGCACCUUAUUCCUCAAAGUUUAGACCUUGUUGGGUUGGAAAAACUGGACUGUGGUAGAUUUCCGAGUGAUCACUGGGGGCUCUUGUGCACCUUGAAUGUAGUAUUGUGAAAAGCUUCCCACUUGCAGCUUUACACGUUUGUUAGCACUAGUUCUGAAUUUGUGUAGGUCUCAACCUUUCAGGACAUCUGGGUCUAAUACAGAAGAAUUAAUAAACUGGAUGAUUACUACAGCAAAAGCAGCUAACGUUUUACUUUGUAUCUUGUGUCCUCAGAAUUAAGAACUGGUGUUUGUAAUAAAUCAAAGCAUGCUUAUGUCAGAAUGUGUGGGCUUUGGUUUAAAGGACAUAACCUCUCCGCUUGUGACAAAGUCAUUGUUGCCAUCAGGAUUUCAAGUAAUGGGCGUAUCUCAGGGCUAACUAUUGUUUGAAUUAGGCACCAAUAUAUUUUAAAUCAUUUUAUUAAGAGAAAAAGUAAGCCAUUGAACUCUUGAGACUGCAUUGUCUUAUAUUCUGUAAGUUCAGAAAUGUAAGUGAAAAAGCCGUGACCAACCGUAGUAAAGUAGAUGACAGCUGUUGUAUAUCAGACUUAAUUUUGUCAGCUGAUAGUAUAUAGUGACUGAUGAGUCAGUCACAGUUCCACUGACUCCCAGUUACUGUUCUGAUUAGUGGUAGUUAUUUGCUGGGAACUGACAAAGUUCAUCUUGGCAAUGAUUAAACCCAGCUUAGCAACGUGAGAAUUAUUUUUUUUUUUCUAAGAAGAAAAUUCAGAAGAAAAGUAACUGAGUUUUGUUACUGGUAAAAUGGAAAUACUUCACAGAGUGAAUAAAGAAUACUUUUUUUUUUGUAAAUGUUCUGUAAAGAAAAAAUGUACAGUAAAUAAAGUGUUUUAUUUGUAGACUGA
This is a messenger RNA of Mus musculus (house mouse), 1977 nucleotides long. RefSeq names its product tyrosyl-DNA phosphodiesterase 2 (gene Tdp2). Lineage: Eukaryota; Metazoa; Chordata; Mammalia; Rodentia; Muridae. Gene Ontology annotation, biological process: double-strand break repair; animal gross anatomical part developmental process; neuron development. Gene Ontology annotation, molecular function: single-stranded DNA binding; tyrosyl-RNA phosphodiesterase activity; magnesium ion binding. Gene Ontology annotation, cellular component: nuclear body; PML body; nucleolus. The transcript is spliced from 7 exons. The record is from RefSeq and is marked validated. The coding region runs from base 74 to 1186 and encodes 370 amino acids.